GGGGAGCACCUCUCCAUCUAACAGCGUCCCCAUCUCACGUUACCGAGCUGUAGUGAAGUGGUGGAGUCAGCACAAACCCUAACUGAGCCACUAAAGCCUACCUUCUCACACAAAGGUGAUCAAUCCCUGCAUCAACAUUUUACACUGAAUUUCUGUGGCGAGUGCGCACCACCGGUGAGUCGAUUCACAAUGGAACGGGGCGGUGCGGCGAAUCUAUGCCCGGUCUGUCGGUGGGUGUUGUGAGUGACGGCGGCAGCUGAGGAGCUGGAAAGAUAAUUUUCUCUUGGGACUUCGCGCUUGUGGAGUGCCUUAUCUGGAGGCAACGUGAGGAGCGCACAUACAGCCAGAAAACGGACAUCUCCUUCUUCCCUCCUCCUGCGCCCAACAGCUGCUGAGGAGCUGCCCGAUUAGUAAGAAAUAAACACCGAGAAAGCAGGAAAUUAACCUUUUAGCAGUGCAGAGACAAGGCCAGUACAUUCAAAGCCAAAAGGCUGCGGGCCCAUAGUAUGGGAGCGCUAUGUUGUCCAGGAAAGGACUCAUUCCUGAGGAUUACUUGCUGACACGUUUGGCUGAGAAUGUCUUGCAGCCAAAGUUCAAAGACAAACGGAGGAAAGCUCGGUUCGUCGCAAAGAACGGCACCUGCAAUGUAGCGCACACCAACAUCCGAGAACAGGGCCGGUUCUUGCAGGACGUCUUCACCACUCUCGUGGAUUUAAAAUGGUUCCACACGCUCAUCAUUUUCACCAUGUCCUUCCUGUGCAGCUGGCUCCUUUUCGGGAUGAUCUGGUGGCUCAUUGCCUUUUCGCACGGCGACUUGGACCAGAGGGGAGACGACUUUGUUCCGUGCGUAACGGACAUCCACUCCUUCGCCUCCGCUUUCCUCUUCUCCAUAGAGGUCCAGGUGACCAUCGGCUUCGGGGGCCGGAUGGUCACGGAGGAGUGUUUCUCCGCCAUCCUCGUCCUGAUCGUGCAGAACAUCGUCGGGCUGCUCAUCAACGCCAUCAUGCUCGGCUGCAUCUUCAUGAAAACCGCGCAGGCCAAUCGGCGCGCAGAGACGCUCAUUUUCAGCAAGCACGCAGUCAUCUCUGUCCGAAACAACAAGCUGUGCUUCAUGAUCCGCAUCGGGGACCUGAGGAAAAGCAUGAUCAUCAGCGCCACCGUGCGGCUGCAGGUGGUCAGGAGAACCGCCACCCAGGAGGGCGAGAUGGUGCCUGUGGACCAGGUCGACAUUCACAUGGAUAACCCAGUGGGCACCAACGGUAUCUUCCUGGUGUCCCCGCUCAUCAUCUGUCACGUGAUCGACAAGGACAGUCCUCUGUAUGAGAUGUCCGCUUUCGACCUGCAGCACGAGGAGCUGGAGGUCGUGGCAGUGCUGGAGGGGGUGGUGGAGACAACGGGCAUCACCAUGCAGGCCAGGACCUCCUAUGUGUCGGAGGAGAUCCUGUGGGGGCAGCGCUUCGUGCCCACAAUCUCUGAGGAGGACGGCAUGUACGCGGUGGACUACUCCAAGUUCGGGAACACCGUGAAGGUCCCGACUCCGUUUUGCAGCGCUAAGAAACUGGAUGAGGCUGGCGGCAUCGCUCGGUUUAAACUGAACGAGGGCGUCACCUUGCGGGCGACCGUGAGAAAGCGGCGGGGCACCCCGGCGGUGCGCAGGUCCAGGAUGGACACUUAAAAAGUGAACUAUGUAAACCAUGUCUGCCAGCAUUUUAUAUGAGAGUUAAUUAUUUAGGUUUGAAGAUAGUUAGAUGACUAAUACUUGUUUUAUUAUUAAUAUCUUGCUGUAAUCAAUAAUCCAAAUCUCAUCUCUAUAUGCAGUAAAAUGUAGACGCACACGCUUUUUACUCAGGGUCAGUGUGAAAAUGCCCAAAGACAGAUGCACUGAGUAUUAUGGGAUGCAACAGUUAUAAACAAACGAGGUGUUCUGGUACCCAGAAUGAAGAGAAAGUCCAAUUUGGGUGCGUUUGAAUCUUUUCUUUUUAAUCAAGAGUGACUGCAUGUAUGCAUAAGCAAUAAAGGAGAAGCUUCAUGUAAAGUGUGUUGUGGACGAAGAGGCCAACUCGUGAUUUAAAAAGGGACAAUGAUAUAUUGUAUUUCUAUUGAGUUAGAGGACUCACAGGCAGAGCCCGACUGAUACUGGAGGUUCGAGUCUGAUAUCAAUAUUUGAGUUUGGAAAAUUCAGUAGACUUGAUGAUCUGGAACAUUUUUGAUAAUAACUUCAAUUUGGUUAAUCAUUUGAGACCAGGAUAUGUGCAGGACUUUCAACAGAUGAAUACAUUUGUCGUGUGAUAUGUCAUAAGUCAAUAUCAACGGAGACAUUUUCCUGGCUCAUUUAAAGUGAGAAUUGAAGCAGGCUGAGAUUUUCUGACUUUUUAGUCCCUAAACUGCAAUCCUACAUAACCAUCUUUUUUAUUGGACCCUCCCCGUCUGAUUGAUUUCCACAUCUUUCAAAUUAUAUGCAAGUCUGUACUCACCAAGCUAUUUUCACAGUCACAGGAGACUUUACACGAUUGAUUUUUUACAGACCAAGCAGUACUCAUGACCAGUAAACUAGUCGAGUUCCCCUUUAAAAUUAGCAUCAUGUUUAUGAGGCUGCACGCAAGAUGCUCAUGUUUCUUUCCUCUUGCAGUAAUUUACACAAAACACAUAAGAUACAAAAGACACCGAGGCAAAAUGGCAUUUCUCUUUUAUUAGAUUAUAAUCCGCAGAGCUUAAAAUAUUAAAUUGCUUUUAAUUUAGUUAAUAAUUAAAAUACAUAAAAACGAGAGCCAAAACUGAAGAACCCUGCAAAAACAAAAA
Molecule: messenger RNA, 2799 nt
Organism: Cottoperca gobio
Lineage: Eukaryota; Metazoa; Chordata; Actinopteri; Perciformes; Bovichtidae
Gene: kcnj11
Product: potassium inwardly rectifying channel subfamily J member 11
Exons: 1
Coding region: 518-1675 (385 amino acids)
Biological process (GO): potassium ion import across plasma membrane; regulation of monoatomic ion transmembrane transport
Cellular component (GO): plasma membrane
Molecular function (GO): ATP-activated inward rectifier potassium channel activity
Source: RefSeq, a predicted model, not a curated record